CCCCCAGGGUGGGUAGGGAGGGGGUUUCUCUAGGGAGGGGUUUGCGCGCGCCGUGGCCGAGAUGAACAACCUCGCCUUCGAAGAGGCUCCUUUGGAGAGCUUGGACCCUUCGCUGACUCUCCAUGAAUCCAGCGAGAUUGACACGGCUCUGCUGAGCGACAUUGACGACAUGCUUCAGCUGAUCAACACUGAAGAUGGAGACUUCCCUGGUCUGUUCGAAGCAUCGUUCAGCACAAAUGUCGCCCCAGAGCCCAAUCCACAUGGGCCCAGUUUGUUCAGCGGCUACCUGGAAGCCGCCAACUCACCUUCCUCCAGCUUGUUCCAGGUCCCAGCUCCACCCCCACCAAGCUUCCAACCAGUGACGGCGGCAAACUCGAACACAGAGCCCACUCCAAUGGACAUCAAGGAGGAGCCUGUCCCGCCGACGGCCACCCAGCCUGCAUCCCGGCUCCCGCCGACCAGGAUGGCGGCUCAGAGUUUCGUCCCGGCACCCCAGACCCAAUUCUCAGCACAACCUAUGGUGGGAUUCCUGAAUCAGAGCAGUGUUUCUGCUCCCCAGCCAGGAGGGCAUUCUCAGCCCCCUCCAAGCACCCAAGCCGGGUCGCAGCAGAACCAGCCAGUGGCAAUGCAAACCCCACUCCAGAACAUCGCUCCCCAACAGCUUCUGACUCCCCACAGCGGAUCCCAAGUCGUCCAGCGCCACAUCCAACAAGUGCCGGUCCUUCUGCAGCCUCACUUCAUCAAGGCCGACUCUCUGCUUCUGACAACCGUCUCGGGAACCCAGACCACUGGCAUCACCACCCUGGGGACCACGACGGCCGUCCAGUCGACAUCACUACAGAUGCCGACACUGAUGAGUGGGGGCACCAUCCUGGCGACGGUUCCUCUGGUGAUGGAUACAGACAAGCUGCCCAUCAACCGCCUGACCGCCGGGAAGCCGCUGGGAAGCCACGGCAAGGGCGAGAAGCGCACAGCCCACAACGCCAUCGAGAAACGGUAUCGCUCCUCCAUCAACGACAAGAUCUCCGAGCUCAAGGACCUGGUGGUGGGGUCGGAAGCCAAGCUGAACAAGUCGGCCAUUUUGCGCAAGGCAAUCGACCACAUCCGCUUUCUGAAGCAGGCCAACCAGAAGCUGAAGGCUGAGAACAUGGCCCUCAAAAUGGCGAGCCAGAACAACAAAUCCCUGAAGGACCUGGUAGCAACAUGUGGCAACGGCCAGGACUCGACGGAAGGGAUCAAGCUGGUAGACACCCUGACGCCACCCCCGUCGGACGCAGGCUCCCCGUUGCGCGGCAGCGGCAGCCCUCUCUCGCUCAGCGGCACCAGUGGGAGCGAUUCUGAGCCGGACAGCCCCUUCUACGAAGAGUCCAAGGUGAAGCAAGAGCAUCAGGCGCUCUCGCCAAGCAGCCUUGGGAUGCUGGAUCGCUCGCGCAUGGCCCUGUGCGCCUUCGUCUUCCUCUGCCUCUCCUUCAACCCCCUCUCCUCCCUCUUGGCGGGGUCUCACUCGGCCAGCCCUUCGGAUAUCGAUGGCCCCAGCCACCCCGGGCGCACCAUUAAGAGCCAGAACGAGGCCACAGACACCCCUGUCGCCUGGUCCCAGUGGCUUCUCCCCACCUUGGUCUUCUGGCUGAUCAACAUGCUGGUUGUUUUGGGAGCCUUUGUCCGGCUGUUCAUUUACGGCGAGCCCAUCACACGCCCUCAUUCAGAGGCUUCCAUCCUUUUCUGGAGGCACCGCAAGCAGGCAGACCUUGAUUUGGCACGGGGAGAUUUUGCUCAGGCCUCCCAGAACUUAUGGACGGCAUUGAAAGCCCUCGGCCGCCCGCUCCCGACCUCCAACCUGGACCUGACCUGCAGCCUGUUAUGGAACUUGAUCCGCCACGUCCUUCAGCGGCUCUGGGUGGGGCGUUGGCUGGCGGGAAGGGCUGGAGGCUUCUUCCGCGACCGGGAGCUCAAGGCUGAUGUGCAGAAAAGCGCUUGUGACGCGGCCCUGGUGUACCACAGACUCCAUCAGCUGCACAUGACAGGGAAGCACGUGGCCGGCCACCUCUCGGCAAUCAACAUGGCGCUGAGUGCCGUGAACCUGGCCGAGUGCGCAGGCAACGCCAUCUCCGUGGCGACGCUGGCCGAGGUCUACGUGGCAGCGGCGCUGCGUGUGAAGACCAGCCUCCAUCGCUGUUGUCACUUCCUGGCGCGCUUCUUCCUCAGCAGCGCCCGGCAGGUGCUGCUGUCCCACAGUGGGACUGUCCCGCCUGCCCUCCAGUGGCUGUGCCAUCCUGUGGGUCACCGUUUCUUCGUGGACGGAGACUGGGCUGUGAAGAGCUGCCCUCGGGAGAGCAUCUACAGCUCCACCAGCAAUCCAGCGGACCCCCUGGCUCAAGUGACCCAGCUUUUCCGCGAGCAUUUGCUGGAGAAAGCCCUUUCCUGUGUCUCUAGGCUAGAGAGUGAGGCACCUGCCAGCCACGACGAGGGGGAAUUUUCCGACGCUCUGGAGUACUUGCAUUUCCUCAACAGCUGUGCAGAUGCCGUUCCCAGCCCAACGCCGUCCCUCAGCACCAGUCUGGAUGCUGCCACAGGCACCGACCCCAUUGCUCACUGGUGGGCAUCUGUGGUUGCCAUGGCGAUCCAUGGGCUGCAAGGGGAUGACGAGGCUGUGGAGCGCCUGUACCCGCUGGUGGAAUCGAUGCCAAGGGCCCUCCAGGCCUCUGAGAAUCCUCUUCCUCGUGCGGCACUGUACACCUUGAAGGCUGCGCGGGUGCUGAUGGGCAAGCUCGAUUGCAGCCUGGGCCAGUGCGACAGAGCCGGCGACUACUUGCGAGACAGCUUGGCGGGGAACACGCCCCCCAGUGCCAUCGACAGAGCUGUGCAGUUCCUCUUGUGUGACCUCUUGCUCAUCACCCGCACCCAGCUCUGGCAGCAGCACAUGCAAGCAGGGCAGCCGCAUGGCGCUCCCUACCAAGCCUCCACCCUUGAGCUCCGUGGCUUCCAGCAGGAUCUCAGCAGCCUCCGGCGCCUGGCGCAAGCGGACAAGGCUGCCAUGCACAGGGUUUUCCUCCAUGAGGCGACGGCCCGGUUGAUGGCCCGAGCCAGCCCCACCCGGACCCACCAGCUGCUGGACCGCAGCCUGCGCAGGAGAGUUGCCUCGAGCAUCAAAGGAGCCAGCGAACGUGAGAGCCAGCCGACGGCGCGAGAGCAGGCCGAGGCCCUCCUCCUCGCCUGCUCUUACCUGCCCCCCGCCUUCCUUCUGGGUCCCGGUCAGAGGAUGGGCAUGUUGGCCGAGGCGGCCCGCUCCCUGGAGAAGCUGGGGGACAAAAGGACACUCCACGAGUGCCAGCAGAUGAUCAUCCGGCUCGGAAGCGGGUCCACUGUCACCUCCAGCUAGAGAGAGGGGGCACCGAGGAGGACUUGUGGGGAGGAGGAAGAGGGCAGAGGGGGGGGAAGGCGCCCCCUCUAAGCACAUGGCGAGUGUGUUCUCCUGGACUCUGGCAGGCGAGACAAAGGAUCUGCAGAAGCCCAACUCUCCCCCUUCUUUCUCUCUCUCUAGGUAAUCAUUACUGUGCAGGGUUACCCUCUCAUCUCCCCCUAAGUUCUGUGUGGGGAGGAGCCCCUUUCCUUGUGGCUGUGUGUGCUGAGCAGACCUGUGACUUGG
This is a messenger RNA of Lacerta agilis (Sand lizard), 3646 nucleotides long. It is a transcript of the gene SREBF1, whose product is annotated as sterol regulatory element binding transcription factor 1. NCBI's taxonomy places the organism in Eukaryota, Metazoa, Chordata, Lepidosauria, Squamata, Lacertidae. The record is from RefSeq and is a predicted model, not a curated record. Gene Ontology annotation, biological process: regulation of transcription by RNA polymerase II. The transcript has 19 exons. Gene Ontology annotation, cellular component: nucleus. Gene Ontology annotation, molecular function: RNA polymerase II cis-regulatory region sequence-specific DNA binding; DNA-binding transcription factor activity, RNA polymerase II-specific; protein dimerization activity. Bases 62 to 3379 code for a protein of 1105 amino acids.